This is a messenger RNA of Arachis ipaensis, 381 nucleotides long. RefSeq lists its product as uncharacterized. NCBI's taxonomy places the organism in Eukaryota, Viridiplantae, Streptophyta, Magnoliopsida, Fabales, Fabaceae. The record is from RefSeq and is a predicted model, not a curated record.
AUGUUGAACUUUGAUAAUCAAGCUGCAGGAGAAAGAAGAUUGCUGCAGCUCAAUGAGUUAGAAGAAUUUAGAACUCAAGCUUAUAAGAAUGCCAAGAUUUAUAAAGAGAAAACAAAGAAAUGGCAUGGUCAAAAGCUGGCAAGAAGAGAGUUUGUAAAAGGUCAAAAGGUGUUGUUAUACAACUCAAGACUCAAAUUUUUCCCAGGGAAGCUGAAGUCAAGAUGGUCUGGACCAUUCACAAUCAUCAAGGAUUCUCCUUAUGGUCAUGUGAAACUCAUGGAUGACAAAACACAGAGAACUUUCACUGUCAAUGGCCACAGACUUAAGCACUACUUAGGGGACUCAUUGGAUGAGCAAAGAGUGAACUAUAACCUCAGCUGA